Psylliodes chrysocephalus is the source of this 375-nucleotide messenger RNA. NCBI's taxonomy places the organism in Eukaryota, Metazoa, Arthropoda, Insecta, Coleoptera, Chrysomelidae. The record is from the annotation of a GenBank genome assembly.
AUGUCUGGACGUGGUAAAGGUGGAAAAGUAAAGGGAAAGGCAAAGUCCCGUUCAAAUCGUGCAGGAUUACAAUUUCCAGUUGGUCGUAUUCAUCGUUUAUUAAGAAAGGGAAAUUAUGCAGAAAGAGUAGGAGCUGGUGCACCUGUAUAUUUAGCAGCCGUAAUGGAAUAUUUGGCUGCUGAAGUUCUAGAAUUGGCUGGUAAUGCCGCUAGAGAUAAUAAGAAGACUCGUAUUAUCCCCAGGCAUUUGCAAUUGGCCAUAAGGAACGACGAAGAAUUGAAUAAAUUGCUUUCCGGAGUUACAAUUGCUCAAGGUGGUGUUUUACCAAACAUUCAAGCUGUACUUCUGCCAAAGAAGACUGAAAAGAAAGCCUAA